AUCAUCAUCAGGUGCUGGGGGGGUAUCGACGCCCGUAUAAAUCAACCCCACCUUCUCUCCAACGCCACUCCAUCGUCCCUUCACUCCAUCUCCAACCAUUGUGCAUCAUCUGAAUACCAACUCUUCCAUCAAGCCCUAUCUCGUUACCCCUCCAACCCAAUUGACGCCCCCUCGGAUACACCACCCUUAACUCCGCACCCCGCUUCUCACCCCUCUUCUCACCACCACAAUGUCCGACCCAUACAACCAGUACGGCGGCCAGUACAAUCAGUACCCGAACCAGUACGGCUCGCCCGCGCCCAGCCAGUACGGCCAGGGCUAUCCUCCGCCUGAUCAAUCGCAACAGCAAGGCGGAUACGGGCAGUCGCCAAAUCCCUAUGCUAGCAGCCACUCGCCCGUCCCGCCCGGGCCGCCACAACAGACAUACAAUCCUCAGGGCCAGGGAUAUCCAGACCAGUAUGGGUCGCCGCAGCAGCAGGGCUACGGACCGCCAGCCCAAGGCGGCUUCCAGCACAGCCAGAGCCAUAGCCCUGCACCAUACCAGGAUCCCUACCAGCAGCAGAACCAAGGCUAUCAACAAUACCCGGGCGCUCAGGCCGCCAACCAAUUCCCACAGCAGGGCGGGUACCAAAACAGCCAGGCGCCAUACGACGCCAAUAACCCGAACCAAUACGGCCAAGCCCAUCAAGCCGGCGCAUACGGCUCCACAGACCCCGGCGCGCAGCAGGAGGGUGAUCGCGGACUGAUGGGUGCUCUCGGCGGCGGUGCGGCAGGCUACUUCGGCGGUAAUAAAAUGGGCGGCCAUGGCAUCAUUGGAGCGCUCGCUGGUGCCGUUUUGGGUAGCAAGUUGGAGGACAAGCACAAGAAGCCCAAGAACAACGGUGGAUACUAGUGACGCAAACCCGCACCAAAGUGCCCACCAGAGAUGCUAUUUCCUUCACUGUCAUCUGAUUUCUGGCGUUUCGGCAUG
This is a messenger RNA of Mytilinidion resinicola, 970 nucleotides long. RefSeq lists its product as uncharacterized. The transcript is spliced from 2 exons. The record is from RefSeq and is a predicted model, not a curated record. Lineage: Eukaryota; Fungi; Ascomycota; Dothideomycetes; Mytilinidiales; Mytilinidiaceae. Bases 230 to 892 code for a protein of 220 amino acids.